AUGCGUUGGAUCACCUACCUAAAAGGCGAACCAGAAGUAUGGACUCUAAGGGUACCUCCGAUAUACUGCCCUCGUGAUGGUCUUUAUUGCUCUCCAAAUGUGUGUCGGCUAAGGGCUUGUAACUCGUGUAGUCAGAGUUAUGCCUCGAUGAGCGGGCUGAGGAUCCAGAUGGCGCCCUCAAUCCAUCACCAAGCGGCCGCCAUGUUGUCUAUCCUGGUGAGGUACCAGUGGCACGCCUUCACCAUCGUGACGUCACACAUCGCCGGCCACGCGGACUUCGUUCAGACGGUCCGGGACCAGGUGCACCAGUACGAGGACCCGCAUGACAUCUCCAAGCCGAAGAUCAAGUUCACCAUCAUCGACACCGUGCUCGUGAACCGCGCCGAGGACGACCUCGGAGUGAUAGCCGACAGCGAGGCCCGAAUCAUGCUGCUCUACUCCACCCGCAUGGAGGCCGCGUCCAUCAUGAGGGCGGCGGAGCGGCUGGGUCUCACGGGCAAGAAUUACGUGUGGAUCGUCACCCAGUCGGUUGUCGGGCCCGAUAUCCACGCCCCGUCGGCUUUUCCUGUCGGGAUGCUCGAUCUAAACCCACAGAGCUACAGAGAACCCCGCAUGGUACCGGUACACAGCUCUGAACCCACAGAGGACAAUAACCUCUCACAUAACAACACCACUCUACUCUAA
Messenger RNA from Penaeus vannamei (Pacific white shrimp), 684 nucleotides. Lineage: Eukaryota; Metazoa; Arthropoda; Malacostraca; Decapoda; Penaeidae. The record is from RefSeq and is a predicted model, not a curated record.